Messenger RNA from Tarenaya hassleriana, 1743 nucleotides. RefSeq lists its product as uncharacterized. The coding region runs from base 35 to 1585 and encodes 516 amino acids. The record is from RefSeq and is a predicted model, not a curated record. The transcript has 5 exons. NCBI's taxonomy places the organism in Eukaryota, Viridiplantae, Streptophyta, Magnoliopsida, Brassicales, Cleomaceae.
UUCUCUUAUCCUCUUUUUAUAUUUCUCUAGAAAGAUGCAAUCGCCGUGCCCCCAUCUCUGCAAGAGCUUCACUUCUUCUCCGCUCCCAUUCCACGACCACCACUUCCACCAUCUUCAGCUAGGUUUUCAGCAUGCUCUUCCCACGAUCACCGGAGCCCGAAAGAUACGUUCUUCGUUCUGCUAUCUCCUUCGAACGAACCGCGACGGCCGGAGCAAAGUCUUCGCGCAGAGUUACAGACCCGACGGUGGUAACAGUCAUCCGGGGAACAAAGGGAAGGUGACGCUGAAGGGAAAGAAGGAGAACAUAUGGAGCGUGGAUAACGAGAUGGCGGAGAAGGAUAAGAUGAAGCCGAAGGGGAAGCCGAAGGGGAAGAGGAGAGGGAAGAGGCUCGCUAGAGGGAGGAAGGGUAAAGGUGAUCGGUUUAUGGUUUCUGGUGCGAUGUUGAUGGAGAUAGAAACUGUUCUUCAGACACAGGAACCUGUAAUAAAACCAGCAUGGAACACAUUUGCAAGCAGUGUAUGUGGGAUAUGGAAGGGCGUGGGAGCUGUCUUCUCGCCUAUAACAGGGGAGAUGGAGCCGAUUGAAAUAGGGAACAAGAAUGAGAAUCUUUAUGACUGUUAUACCCUUUCUCGGAUUCAGGCGAUGCUGCCGCCAUCUGGUGGACCGGCAUCUGAAAUACAGCGGAAGAUAAAUUGGGUGACUUUGAAUCCUUAUGGAGAGUUGUUUCGGAUGACUGAAAGUAAAGAAGAGUUGAAAACUGAAAAUGCUUCCUCACCUGCAAGGGGAAUGGCUGACCAGAGUGUUGCAGAUGGUGUUUUGCCCAAGUUUGAGUCUUUUGACAUGAAAGCUAGUGAUGUUAUGGAAGAAGAUAUCAUGGGCAACGAGCCUGGUCUUGUUUACUUUGAGGAUGGAUCCUAUAGCAGAGGUCCAGUCACAAUCCCUGUUGGAGAGGCUGUUGAAUCUAACUACUAUCUCACGCCGACAUUCAAGUUCGAACAGUGUCUUGUGAAGGGUUGCCACAAGAGACUGCGGGUUGUUCACACGAUAGAAUUUGCCAAUGGUGGUGCUGAGAUACAGAUAAUGAGAGUUGCUGUUUAUGAAGAGCAGUGGGUCAGUCCUUCACAUCUUGCUGACCAGAGUGACACGGCUCUGGAGGUGAAGCCAUUCUCCCAGAGGAAACGGACACAACCUUCAGAGCUAACGGGCUCGUGGAAAGUAUUUGAAGUAAGUGCCACUCCAAUCUAUGGCGAAGAUGAAACCGAGACUGGUGAAGGCAAUGACACUCCGUAUGUGUAUCUGUGCACUGAGACCAUGAAGAAGAGGAACUUACCGGAAACGUCGGUCCCGUUUGGAGAGGAAGAGAUGAUGGAUAUGCAGGACGUGACGAUUAUGUGGCUACCGGGCGGUGUGACGGCAUACGUGGACGUGAAGGAAGAAGGUAUAUUGUGUGUAGGCGUGGGAUGGUACUCAGACGAGGGAAUAAACCUUGUAAUGGAGAGAGAUUACGGCUUGGACGGCCUGCUUAAGGAAGUCAGAUGGAAAUCUGAGGUCAAGAGACGUUGGAGUGAUCCACUUCCUGUCUAGGACCAAUCUCUCUCUCUCUCUCUCUCUCUCUCUCUCUGUUUGUCCCAAGAUGUUACAGUGCAAGUACAUAAAACUGAAUAUGUUUAUCCCACGGUGUUAAUCUAAGGUGGGGGCUGGAUUCGUUCGAAACAGGGAAAAGGUCAAGUGUUGAUUUUUUU